This is a messenger RNA of Calypte anna (Anna's hummingbird), 1695 nucleotides long. RefSeq names its product SPOUT domain containing methyltransferase 1 (gene SPOUT1). The coding region runs from base 30 to 1151 and encodes 373 amino acids. The transcript has 12 exons. Gene Ontology annotation, cellular component: kinetochore; mitotic spindle; spindle pole centrosome. The record is from RefSeq and is a predicted model, not a curated record. Gene Ontology annotation, molecular function: miRNA binding. NCBI's taxonomy places the organism in Eukaryota, Metazoa, Chordata, Aves, Apodiformes, Trochilidae. Gene Ontology annotation, biological process: miRNA processing; maintenance of centrosome location.
GGAGGAGGAGGGGGAAGAGCGUGCGGAAGAUGGCGGAGAAGCGACCCAGAGGCGUGGAGGUUGGGGACAGGAAGGUGGACUGGCGCCGCUGGAAGCAGGAGAGGAAAGCCGAGAAGAAAAAAUGGAAGGAAAUGAAGCUGCUGAAGAAACUGGAAAAGCAGCGGAUGCGGGAGCUGGCAGAAAAACAAGCUAAGAAAGAGGAGGAGCAAAAGGAAGAUAAAGGGCGUCACUACACGCUGAGCAUUGCCCUGCCAGGCUCCAUCCUGAACAAUGCUCAGUCCCUGGAGCUAAGGACCUACCUUGCUGGACAGAUUGCUCGGGCCUGUGCCAUCUUCUGUGUGGAUGAGAUCGUGGUGUUUGACGAGGAGGGAGAAAAUGUAAAGACUGUAGAAGGAGAUUUUGAAGGAAUUGGGAGGAAAGGAAAGGCGUGCGUGCAGCUUGCUCGGAUCCUCCAGUACUUGGAAUGCCCUCAGUACUUGAGGAAAUCCUUUUUUCCAAAACAUGAGGAUCUGCAAUUUGCAGGGCUCCUCAAUCCCCUGGACAGCCCCCACCACAUGCGUGUGGAUGAGGACUCGGAAUACCGGGAAGGGGUCGUGUUGGAUCGGCCAACUAAGCCAGGCAGAGGCUCUUUUGUCAACUGUGGGAUGAGGAAGGAGGUGCAGAUUGACAAACAGCUGAACCCUGGUCUGCGAGUCACUGUGCGCCUGGAGGAACCCCAGAACCCAGAAGCCAAGGUGAGGAAAGGCACCGUGGUGUCCUCCCACCACCCUCGGACAGUCUCAGGCUUGUACUGGGGUUACAGCGUCCGCCUUGCCUCCUGCCUGAGUGCUGUGUUUUCAGAGUGCCCUUUCAAGGAAGGCUACGAUCUCUCCAUUGGCACCUCAGAGAGGGGCAGCUCCGUGGACCAGGCCACUCUCCCUUCCUUCAGGCAUGCCCUUGUUGUCUUUGGAGGUCUUGAGGGUUUGGAAGCUGGGGUUGAUGUGGAUCCAAACCUGGAGGUCACCGACCCAAGUGUCUUGUUUGACUUCUACCUGAACACUUGUCCCAGCCAAGGCAGCCGAACCAUCCGGACAGAGGAAGCGCUCCUGAUCUCUCUCUCUGCACUGAGACCCCACAUCCAUGAGGCUGUGAAGACACCCCGGGAGAGCUGAGGGGAGGAAAACACUGACCUUGGCAUCAGCUGAGGAGUGCCUUGGGAAGGGGCUGACUGAAGCUGGGUUGCUGGUCAAAACACUCCAAGAGCCUGGCAGGGCCAAGGCACAGCGUGACUACAGCUGGCAGUGCAGCAAGUCUGUGCCCUCCUGCCUGCAGGGGCCAGCCAAGGGCUGGUGGCUGCCCUUCAGCAGCUGGGACAAGCCUGGGGUGGGGAAUAAAGCAGUGUGGAACCCCAGCUGCCUUGGAAUUCUGUGUGUGUCUUGGUGGAGAGAAUGGGCACUUUGUGUCAGAGAUCCUGCAUGCUCAGUGCCCCCAAAGCCAUGUGACUUCAGACUUAAACUAAGUCAAAACUUAAUCCCUAUGCCAGGAAGCUGUUCCUGUCACAGUUAGCUUAGCUUCCCCAGCUCCCUCUUCAACUCCAAAGCUUCAUCCUUCCCAACAGCAGGAAGGGCUGGAGCUUCAGCUGGGCUCCCUUUCUAAUGCCUUAAGCUCUGCUUACAGUGAGCUCAAACAGGAAAACAGAUGGAAAAGUUGGCUCUG